This is a messenger RNA of Ostertagia ostertagi, 309 nucleotides long. NCBI's taxonomy places the organism in Eukaryota, Metazoa, Nematoda, Chromadorea, Rhabditida, Trichostrongylidae. The record is from the annotation of a GenBank genome assembly.
AUGCUCGCAUUACAGUUGAACAAUCAUUGUGUCAAAGGCGCGUGCGGAGCAUGUGCGUACGGUUUCCGAUGUGAUUGUGAAAAGGAUAUACAGUCAGGUAUAUCCUGCCUUCAUGUCCAUGCAUGCCUCAUUUACGCUUCUUCAGGUAGAAUCGCAGCCCAAAACCAGGCCGAGAACGUGGAAUGCGUUGAGUCGACCGCGGCGUCUUUGGAAACUUCUUACAAUGAUGAGGGCCAUUCGUUCAGAACUUAUAUUCUGGAUUCAAAUAACAAUUUCGUUCACGAAAUAGAGAGGAAUCAUAGAGUAUAG